Messenger RNA from Recurvomyces mirabilis, 966 nucleotides. RefSeq lists its product as uncharacterized. The coding region runs from base 1 to 966 and encodes 321 amino acids. NCBI's taxonomy places the organism in Eukaryota, Fungi, Ascomycota, Dothideomycetes, Mycosphaerellales, Teratosphaeriaceae. The record is from RefSeq and is a predicted model, not a curated record. The transcript has a single exon.
AUGGAGGAUCUUGAGCCUACUAAGCCGAAGCAACAACGAUGGAAUACCACCAACGAGAUGAGGCUUUUGAGGGGUAUGUGGAUCUGGAAUACUGCGGAACUGGUUCAGGAUCCAAAGCAGAUAGAUGAUCUGACCAGGACGGCGGCGAGUCUGAAGCUCACGGAUGCAUAUCUUUACAUGGCACCAAAGUGGUACAACGACAAAUCUGACGAUGUAGCCAAACUGAACACGCAUCUCAAUGCCACUGGAGUCCGUGUCUGGGCGCUGGACGGCGAUCCGUCUUAUAUCGAUGACCUUCCCGCUGUAGACGACUUCAUCGCGGGUCUCACAAGCCUGAGCGAUUUUAACGAGCGCGUGCACCCCUCAGCACGCUUCCACGGUUUCCAGGCGGAUGUCGAGCCCCAAGACCAACCACUGCACAACACAGGUUUCCAUAAUGGAAUAGCAGAAUCCAAGCUCGAACCGCAUCAACAAAUCGAACGCAGUAUUCUCUGGCACAAACUCAUAUGUCUCCUCACCCGCGCUAGUAAUCUCAUGCACAGCUACGGCCUCGAAUUCAGUGCCGCAAUGCCCUUCUGGCUCCAUGACUACGAGGGCGAACCGAUUACGGUUUACUGGUCCGGCGGCUACACAUGCGUAAUGGAUCUCGUUAUGCCUCUGAUGGACGAAUACGUCGUUAUGAGCUAUAACACCGAUCCAGCCAACGCUACGAAGCGUAUCGUUACACAAGCUGCGCACGCCACUAAACAAGCUGUGGAAGGCAGCAAGAUGCCGAGGAUUCUGGGGAGUGUAGAGACGGCGAAGGGGGUCGGGAGGAACAUCAGCUAUGGUGAUACGGUCGGGAAGCAGAGUAGGACAGCGGUGUUGAGGGACGUAAGGGUUAUUGAGGAGGAGUUGGCGGAGUACCCGGCUUUCGCGGGGAUGGCUAUCCAUCACUGGGCUGCUUGGAGGGAACUACUGCCCUGA